Molecule: messenger RNA, 889 nt
Organism: Triticum aestivum (bread wheat)
Lineage: Eukaryota; Viridiplantae; Streptophyta; Magnoliopsida; Poales; Poaceae
Exons: 1
Coding region: 363-572 (69 amino acids)
Source: RefSeq, a predicted model, not a curated record
CGUCGACUCCAUUGAUCCGCCCAUGCAAACCACCCCGCCUUUUCCCCGAACGAGCGGGCUAGAGGACGGCAUGUGCGGACGAGCACACGUCACGAGCGUGCGGAAAGGCAUGGCGCGCUGGUGGUGACCGUGUGCGUCGGUUUGGGAUCCUGUGUGCCCAGUUGGCUCCGAUCCCUCGCCAAAGGCCAUAUAUACACAGUCACACUCCCACCCGCUCGUGGCCUCACUCAUCACACUCCUUCCACUGUCCCCAGGUCCUACAAUCACAGAGCAGGCGAACGAACCAGAGGGUGAGCCCAGCUGCAACCGUGGGGGCGAGGAGAGAUCAGACCGGCGAGUCCUGUAGCAGGGAGCUAAGGGGCAUGGCGGACUGGGCGCCGGUGUUCAUCGGCCUGGUGCUCUUCAUCCUCCUCUCGCCGGGGCUGCUCUUCCAGAUCCCCGGCAAGGGCAGGAUGGUGGAGUUCGGCAACUUCCAGACCAGCGGCAUCUCCAUACUCGUCCACGCCGUCAUCUACUUCGCCCUCAUCGCCAUCCUCAUCCUCGCCGUCAACGUCCACGUCUUCCUCGGCUGACCAGGAGACGCCGCUACCUGCUACCUCCUCAUCGCUCAACAGUUAGGUAUCGUGGUCGUGGAGGAUCGAGAGGAAUACCCAGUCACUGUCGCGUUCAUCUUCAGGCUUCCUGAUGGUUUAGCUUCUAGGAGCGCAGGGAGAGGCGCAGUAUGAUGUCCAUUGGGCAAUUUAGUUGAUGAUUUGAUAUUUUAUCAGGAAUGUAUAGCUCCAACUUCUAUGUGCGCUGUUUCGUCUGAUGGUAACUGAGAAUCAAUUGCAAACUGAACUAUGUUGAGGAAUCUCAUCUUUAGAGAGAAAGCAUAUAUGAGCAUUCCACA